AUGGUAGUGUGUGGCAGCGACGGUGGUGGUAUGGUGCAGCGACGGUGGUGGUACGGGGCAGCGUCGGCGGUGGUGUGCGACAACGAUGGUUGGUUGGCAAACCUGCAACAGUUUGGUCAAUGUGGGUCGCCGAUCGAUCGUUUGGAAAUCGUAGAAGUCGAAUUGGUUACCGAAAAAUGUCGCCGAUGUACGUAUCAGUCGAGAAUCACUGGCGGAUGUGUGCUGGUUUGGAAAUCGCCAAUCGCCGGUUGUCAGGUGUUUGCUAGAACAGUGAUUUGUAGAGAUUUGGAUGUUGCUACUCGUGUUGCACGUACUGAUGGUUUGGACUGCAUUACUGUUGAAGGUGAUCAAGUUAGCAAAAAGGGUGGUAUGACAGACAAGGAAAUCAAUGCAUUAGUUGCUGAGCAGCAGAAAGAUGAUGCUGAGCUGGCACAUGAGAAAUCAGAAGUGGAACAGCUUAAACAAGAAGUUGCUAAUGCUAAGAAGCACAGUCUUAACAUCUCAAAAGCUCUUGAAAAGAAGAGGAAGUUGCUUGCAAAUGUGGAGACUCAAAUCGAGCAAGUGAAAAAUAAUAUUGAAAUGAAAAGAGAUGAAAUGAGAACAGAACUUGUUGAUCAUUUAAGCCCAGAGGAAAAGACUCUGCUCUCACGUUUGAAUCCUGAAAUAGCAGAACUUAAAGAAAGGCUUGUAGCCAGUAGGGCUACCCGAGUAGAGAUUGAAACAAGAAAAGCAGAGCUUGAGACGAAUCUAUCAACAAAUCUUGUUAGAAGGAGACAAGAACUGGAGGCAGUUCAACAGUCUCAAGAAGCUGAUAAUUUAAAUGGUGAAGUUGAUGCAAAGAAGCAGGAGCUUCUAGAGGCAAAAAUGGCUGUUGAAGAAGUGAAAAAACAGCUCAAAAGAGUUUCUGAAAGCAUAGAUGAUCGCAACAAGGAACUCAAGAAAAUCAACACGAAGAAGGCUGAUUCAAAGGGUCGUUUGGAGGAGUAUGAAAAGACACGCCAAAAUGAAGAUAAAAGAGCAGAACAACUUAUUAGUAGAAAAAACAUUUUGCUUGCAAAACAAGAAGAGUUCAACAAGAAAAUCAGAGAACUGGGUCCUUUAUCAUCAGAUGCCUUUGAAAUGCACAAGAAGAAGAGCAUAAAGGAACUAUAUAAAAUGCUGCACAAGUGCAAUGAGCAGUUAAAGCAGUUUAGUCAUGUAAACAAGAAAGCUCUUGAUCAGUAUGCUAACUUUACAGAUCAAAGAGAAGAACUUCAGAAACGACAACAAGAACUUGAUGCUGGUGAUGAGAAAAUCAAAGAACUUAUAUCAGUGCUGGACCAACAUAAGGACGAAUCUAUAGAGCGGACAUUUAAAGGUGUGGCUAAACAUUUUCGAGAAGUAUUUUCUGAACUUGUCCAAGGUGGUCAUGGGAUUUUGAUCAUGAUGAAGAAGAAGGAUGGCGAUCCUGUUGAUAAUGACUAUGAUGAGGAUGGGCCUCUACCUGAUAGAGAGGGACGCGUUGAAAAAUACAUUGGAGUGAAAUUGAAGGUUUCUUUCACCGGACAAGGUGACACACAGUCCAUGAAGCAGUUAUCUGGAGGCCAAAAAACUGUAGUAGUAUUAGCUCUCAUAUUUGCCAUACAGCGAUGUGAUCCUGCUCCCUUUUACCUCUUUGAUGAAAUCGAUGCUGCACUUGACCCUCAAUACCGAACAGCAGUCGGAAAUAUGGUUCGGCGUUUGGCUGAUAUGGCAAACACACAGUUUAUUACAACAACGUUUAGGUCUGAAUUGGUGACAGUUGCUGACAAGAUUUAUGGUGUCACGCAUAAAAACCGUGUUAGUCGUGUCAAUGUUGUCACCAUGGAAGAGGCGUUGGAUUUCAUCGAGCAUGAUCAAUCCCAUAAUGCUGAAUGAGCUAGCUGUAAAUGUAAUUAAUGGAAGAAAGGGUGUAGGAGGAUUUGGUUUGGUAUUAUGUAUAAAGCCAGUAUGCGUCUUCUUGCAUUGUUAACAACCCUUAUUUGAUCUUUUUAGUAUUGUUGUGAUGGUAGAAUUGAUUAAACUUUGGUCCAUGUUUGUGUUUAAUUGGAAAUAUAUUUGUAGAAACUAAGCACGAUAGACAUCAUACUUUAAUCUCUUCCUCUACUGUUGUUAUGGCAUUGCCACAUCAUUGCCAUAUGGCCGACUUGGUGCCACCCUAGAACCAGAGGUGCAUGUGGCCU
Molecule: messenger RNA, 2201 nt
Organism: Lactuca saligna
Lineage: Eukaryota; Viridiplantae; Streptophyta; Magnoliopsida; Asterales; Asteraceae
Source: the annotation of a GenBank genome assembly